Monopterus albus (swamp eel) is the source of this 683-nucleotide messenger RNA. It is a transcript of the gene nudt2, whose product is annotated as nudix (nucleoside diphosphate linked moiety X)-type motif 2. The coding region runs from base 39 to 566 and encodes 175 amino acids. Lineage: Eukaryota; Metazoa; Chordata; Actinopteri; Synbranchiformes; Synbranchidae. The record is from RefSeq and is a predicted model, not a curated record. The transcript has 3 exons. Gene Ontology annotation, biological process: AMP biosynthetic process; ATP biosynthetic process. Gene Ontology annotation, molecular function: bis(5'-nucleosyl)-tetraphosphatase (asymmetrical) activity.
ACCCGGAAACAUUUCUCAGGACACCGCUGAGCAACGCUAUGCUUUCAUCCGGUGAGAAACAGCGAGCAUACUCGAAUCUGGUCACAGAAAAUACAUUGAUCUUGGUAAACAGGGAUAUGGCAGUGCGAGCUUGUGGCUUUAUAGUAUUUCGACGUCUAGCCAGCUGUAUUCCUCCACAAGACAACACUGAGUAUCUCCUUCUUCAGACCUCAUAUGGGGAACACCACUGGACCCCACCUAAAGGCCAUGUGGACCCAGGUGAGGAUGACCUCACCACAGCUCUGAGAGAGACCAAGGAGGAGGCGGGGCUGGGGACGGAGCAGCUGCAGGUGAUUGAUGGCUUUGUUCAGGAGCUGCACUAUGAGGUACGAGGCAGACCCAAGGAGGUACGGUACUGGCUGGCCGAGCUGAGAGACCCGGAGACAGCAGUGACGUUGUCUGAUGAGCACCAGGACUACCGCUGGGCCAGGCUGGAGGAGGCCUGCACUCUGGCCCGGUACAAAGACCUGCAGGACACACUGAGAGCAGCGCACAGACACUUACAGGUUUGGCAGGACAAACAGUGAUGCAGCCAAAUUUGGACUGUAAGGGAUGAUUAAAGAAAGGAAAUAACUGUCAAUAGGUAUGUGACACCUUACAUUAUCUAUUGUGAAAGUACUGCUUCUAGUUCAUACAAUUUCAAG